Messenger RNA from Vitrella brassicaformis, 774 nucleotides. The record is from the annotation of a GenBank genome assembly. Lineage: Eukaryota; Vitrellaceae.
UUAGCUGACUGAAGAGACGGUGGAGGGACUGCAGGGCCGUAAUAACUGCCAAUCCCAAAUAUGGAAUUGUGCGAGAGGCUAAGAAAGCGAAGCGCAGUAAAACCUCGGCUCCGCUCUACGGUCUGCAUUAAACGGUGUAAUCUCUGCGGUGUGAGUCACUAUUCUUACCGUAAUGCUUGACAAUUCGCGAAGGCGUGAUGUCAACUCCGCAGCGUAAGGGCCUGCUCUCUCCUAAAGGCACAAGCACAGAAUUUUUCGCAGCCAUUUCUGCGAUCAUACCUACGUACUCUCACAUUGAGAUUGAAAGGUAUCUCGUUGCGGAUGAGGGUGGCACGAGCCAUUAUUUUGUCGAAGUCGUAGAUGACAAAGGCCCCACAAUCUAGGGAUCCCCACAGCCCACAGUUUGCACACGUAAGAGAGACUAAACUGCAAGUGACGACAUGCCAUAACAAGCAAAUCAACCGCCCAUUGAAACAUCAAAGUGUUCUAACUUUGGCAGAGUCUUCAAUGAGUGAAGGAAAUGACUCACAUAAGGCCACAGUGGUCGGGAGCUCAAUGACGCCUUGGCUGACAUCAUUGACGCAUCGAGCUCUCGCAACUUUGGCCAAAAAGGCGGAACUUCUUCGUAACGGGCUAGCUCGCCGACAAUGUAGGAAUCGUCUGUGCAGAAGUCGAAUACAACCCCAAAUUGCUCAUCAGGACUUAUUGGUUCUGGGGACUUUGUGGCUCACCGAAGGGUACGUCGUCACAGAUCCGUCCCGAAUCGGGUGUCAU